Drosophila innubila is the source of this 1969-nucleotide messenger RNA. RefSeq lists its product as uncharacterized. NCBI's taxonomy places the organism in Eukaryota, Metazoa, Arthropoda, Insecta, Diptera, Drosophilidae. The transcript is spliced from 4 exons. Bases 15 to 1832 code for a protein of 605 amino acids. Gene Ontology annotation, biological process: nervous system development. The record is from RefSeq and is a predicted model, not a curated record. Gene Ontology annotation, cellular component: membrane.
UGUCCGUGUUUAGAAUGUCGCACAUGUGUAGAACAUCAGUGGUGUCGAUUCUCUUGCUACUGCUGCAGUUGCAACUGCAACUGGGGAUCGUUGAGGCACGAUGCAAUAGACCGGAAGAACUGGCCAAUGGAUCAAUAAUCCAAAGACGCAACUCCCUGCGCUUCCGAUGUUACAACAACUAUAUUCUGGUGGGCUCACCGACAUUAAUCUGUGGAGCGACUGGACGACUUAGUGGGGAGAGGCCAUUCUGUGCCAGGCCAGGCUGUACACGUCCCCCAGACCCGGAGGAUGGUGAGAUCGAGGUGCAACGCAGCCUCACAGCGGUUGUCGUCUGCAAGGAGAACUUUGUAGUUGCUGGAAAUGCUUUGGCCCAUUGCAAUGGCCAUUCUUGGGAUCGUCAGUUGGGCGGAUGUCGCCAUCGAAAUCAUUCACAGAGUCACGCCUGUGACUUUGAGAGCGACGAUCUCUGUGGCUGGACAGCUCAAUUGGGCUUAAUGCAGCCCUGGCGCAGGAUCUCCACCGUUGGACAUUAUCAUACGUAUCGCACGGGACCACGACACGAUCAUACCCUGCAACACGCCUACGGCGGACACUUUAUGCUAAUGGAGACAAGUUCAAAUGCGUAUGGCGUUCAUCACUUUGUCUCCCCAAUAUAUUCGAGAGACUUGAGCUUGAAGACUGCGUGCUGUUUCCGCUUUCAUUAUUUCAUGUAUGGCUCUGGAGUUGGCAGUUUGGUGGUGUCUGUGAAGCCUAGUCGGAUGCGACUGGAUGAAAUGUGGGAAUAUCAGGGACUCUAUCAAAAGUUUAACGUAACUGGCAACCAAGGCAACCAAUGGCUGGAGCAUACCAUUCCCAUCGAUGAGAUGAGCCUGGACUUUCAGGUAGUGUUCACGGCGACCGAUGCGAGUGCCAAUUUCGGAGAUAUUGCCAUUGAUGAUGUGCGUCUGAUAACGGGAAGGGAAUGUGGAGGAGCCGGGAUUAUCACAACAACAGAAGAACCUAUAAAGGAGACAGCAGCCUGGGACACAAUGAGUUGCAACGAUCGUUGCAAUAAGACCGCACCUAAUGAUGAUUUAAUGAUGCAAGUGUAUUUAAUCUUAGCGUGCGGCUGUAAUGAAGAAUGUGUCGAUCUCGAGAACUGUUGUCCUGAUUAUGCCAAGGUUUGUCUUCUCCAGGAUGAAGAGACAACACCAAUUCCCACAACAAAACCAACAACAAAACCAACAACAACAACAACAACGACAACAACAACAACAACAACGACCACUCCAAAGCCAACCCCAUCAGCAACAACAACAACAACCACAACCCGGAAACCAACAACCACAAAAACAACUACAACUACAACUACAAUUAAACCUACAACAACAACUACAACAUCAACAACUCCAUUGCCGACCACAACAAAAAGUACAAUAACAUCCACGUCUAAAGCAACAACAACAACAGCAAUUACAACCACUUCCAGUACUCCUCUACCAUAUGAUACACCAGCACCCACCAUACCGCAUCAUCGUAAUAACAUUUCCUGGCCUGUUAAUUCGAAUGAUAUCGAUGGAGACUUUGGAAAACAGAAGUCAUCAAAUCCCGUUCGCUUCAUGUGGUACUUCAUGCUGGCUAUAAUGCUGAUCAUUAUCCUAGCCAGUGUGAUAUAUCGAUGGCGACGACCCAAUGUCGGUAAUCUGAAAGAUGUAAAAUUCGUAAAGGGGAAUCGCAUUGGGAGAAGUGAAUCGAAUGAUAAACUUUGCGAUAAUGCCGCAGAAAAUGAACACGAAGGAGAGGUACAAUUCGAGGAAAUCGGCGUGGAUAUAUGCAAUGUGACGCACCUGUAAUGUAAAAAGUUGGCUGAAUACCCAUAGAUAUUCUAUUUCAAUUAAAAUUAUAAUAUUAUGUAUUAUAAGCAAACAGUAGCUUAGAUUUUUGUACAACUCAUUAUGAAUUAAAUACUUCAAGAAAAAUAUAAAAACAA